This is a messenger RNA of Camellia sinensis, 895 nucleotides long. RefSeq lists its product as uncharacterized. The record is from RefSeq and is a predicted model, not a curated record. Lineage: Eukaryota; Viridiplantae; Streptophyta; Magnoliopsida; Ericales; Theaceae.
CUCUAAAACAACCUCUCUCUCUCUCUCUCUCUAAUAUCUGUACGUCGCAGUACUCUCUCUGUACGUCACCCUCUCUCUAUAUAUGUAUAUAUAGGCCAUGUAUAGAGAUCUGUAGAGAAGCUGAUUAUAGUGGUUUCUGUGGUAGAGAUGGAGGAAGAGAAUAGGAAGAGGCCGGUAGAGGAAGAAGACGACUCAGGAAGAGAGGUUGUUGUUGUUGUCGCCGGAAAACGAGCUCGAACUCCGGCGAUCUCAGACGACAGCUUCAAGACCAACACAGACAACGACGAUGAAAUGAUAUCGUCGUGGUUGUGCAUUGACGAGGAGUCAGUGAGCGAGCUCGCGAAGCUUCUGGAAACUGAGGUCACUUCUCCGGUCAAAGUCAAGUUCAUCGACGAUCCCUACUCGUCGGCGCUCAUCUUCCAGUCAUCGUCGUCGUACAUCACUAUCAACGGCAACGAGGAGUCCUGCGGAUCUUCCUUCUCCGACUCCGACUCCUCCGUCAUGGCCAGCAUCGACACAGGAGGUAUCAACAUUGGCUUUCUCCGGGCGGCCUGGGGUUUGAAUGCCGCGGCGGCGGAGGGGGAGUGUAGUCAGGGUUUUUUGGGGGUCAAAGGAAUGGACGGCUUUGAUUGUUGCGAUUUGGAUGAGGAAAUGUUGGCGAGGUUUCUGGGUGAAGACUUUUUGGAGUGAAAAAGAAAAAAAAAAGGGGGGGAAAUUGUAAAUAGGGUUUUGAUAGGGUUUUAAUGGUGGGGAGGUUAAGGAAAUGUGAAUGUAGAAGAGAGAGAGAGAGAGAGGGUUGUGCACAAAUAUGAAUAUAGAAACAGAAAAGUGUACUUAACAGUGAAAAGGUUAAAAGAGAAAGAAAAGAGAAGGAAGACGUUUGUCUUUUAUUGAA